GAACGACGUGCGGCCGCGCGGGCCAAGUCUGGGCACCGCCACCGCUGAUUAAACAUUCGAAAAAUUUCACUGCCAAGUAUCGGCACAAUCAAUCGACGGUCCUCCGAAUACCAUGAGCCUUCUUCCGAGAGUUGAUAUCGACAAGCCCAAAUAUGAUCAGAAUACGUACGAGGGCAGGGCCAAGCACUUCUUCCUGGUCACCAACCCGCUCAAUAUUUUCACCACCAACGCGAAACUGGAGGAGGCCCGACGUAUUGUGCUGAAUUACAGAGCCGGCAAGGACGUACCAGAGUGCAAGACAAUCGAUGAUGUGUGGCGCGCCAAGUACCUGUACGAUUCCGCCUACCAUCCGGAGACGGGCGAAAAGCAGUUGAUCAUUGGGCGCAUGUCGGCACAGGUCCCCAUGAACACGAUUAUCACCGGCGGGAUGAUGGCCUUCUACAAAAGCACGAGCGCCGUCGUCUUCUGGCAGUGGUGUAAUCAGACGUUCAACGCCAUUGUCAACUAUACGAACCGUUCGGGCUCAUCGCCCAUCAGCAAGCCGCAACUGAUUACCUCGUACUGCUUGGCAACCGGAGGAGCUCUGGUCACGGCGCUUUCCCUGAACCGGGCCGUGAAGAAUAUGAACCCUCUUCUGGGCCGCCUGGUACCCCUCGUCGCUGUGAGUGCUGCUAAUUGUAUCAACAUUCCCUGCAUGCGGAUGCAGGAGCUUCAAAACGGUGUGGUGCUGCUGGAUGAUAAAAACGAUACGGUGGGCAUUUCCCAAAAGGCUGCAUGUCUAGGCAUCUCGGCAGUCAUCCUCAGUCGGAUUUCAAUGGCUAUUCCUGGAAUGACACUUACGCCGAUGCUUAUGAAUGUUCUUGAGAAGAGGGGCUUCCUUUCUAAGUACCCGCGCUCCAACGCUCCCAUCCAGGUGCUCUUCUGCGGUUUCGUGUUGAUAUUUGCCACGCCCCUCGGCUGUGCAUUCUUCAAGCAACGUGCAGAAAUCAAGGUGGACAACCUUGAGGAGAAUCUUCGUGACAAGAUCAAGAAGGAUCGUCCCGAAUUGGACACAGUAUACUACAACAAGGGCCUGUAACAAGGGAUAACAUUUUUUUCAAAGAGGCACAUGUUUAUUUCCUCGCAGUGCAUUUAUUAGCAUUUCUGUUUGCGUCGCAUGUUGAGUUAAGUUUUAAAUACUCUUGAGAUUAUUACUAGCUUACGUACAUAUAUUUAUCGCGAAUUCUCAGGCAAAUAUGGAUGGAUCAAGAUAUACCUGGCUGAAUGUAAUGUAUGUGUAAGAAUAGAUCGAAACGUGAAAAAACAAUAAAUUUAUGUUAUUUGUUGAA
Messenger RNA from Drosophila bipectinata, 1328 nucleotides. It is a transcript of the gene Sfxn1-3, whose product is annotated as Sideroflexin-1-3. Gene Ontology annotation, molecular function: monoatomic ion transmembrane transporter activity. Gene Ontology annotation, cellular component: mitochondrial inner membrane. Lineage: Eukaryota; Metazoa; Arthropoda; Insecta; Diptera; Drosophilidae. Gene Ontology annotation, biological process: monoatomic ion transport; serine import into mitochondrion. The record is from RefSeq and is a predicted model, not a curated record.